AGGAGGCAGGUUCGAGAGGUUGAGGUUCGAUCUGACAUUCAGUCAGAUACAGAGGAACCAGGCCGAAAAAAAGUCAGACGUAAAAAGCCACGCACUCGACUUUUGAGCUCUUUUUUGAUGGACUCUGAGGAAGAUGAUGCUUUACAGCAGGAUAGCACAGGUCUUCCUGCUGCUCCACCAGUCCAACAGUUUUAUCGACCCACAAAGGAGGUAACCUUGAAGACUAUAUCUCUUGCAGAAAUGCUGUCCAGCAACCACACCGUCUGGCAACCUGAGGAUUUCGCAUAUGAAUCUCCACAAGAGCCUACAAGAUCUUUGUUUCCAGAGAGUGGUGUUUCUUGGAACUGUGUUCAGCAGCCACCUGAAAUCAGUGCUAGUGUAAACUCAGUACAGCCUCAACAGACUCCGUUGCACAAACACCAGAGGACUCAUCAGUCUGCUACUCCUGAACUUAUUGUCUCAUUAAUCCGUGAAAUGCUGACAAAGCAAGAAAUGAUUCUUGAUCAGCAACAGUCCAUUCUACGCAUCCUCAAUGCGAAGCAUCCACAGGACACCGAUUAUGUGAUUGAACGUGGACUUCUGCCAGUGAAAGACCUCCAGGCCCUUAAUACCCUGGAGCAGAAGUUACAAUCAGUGGAUUUCAAAGAAAAACUGAUUAAUCAUCUAGGCCUGAUUGGAGGGUGCGAUAUAAAGGACACUGUGUGGCGAACAAUGCACCGAACUAUUUCAAAUGACUUGGCCAAAAGCAUCAACUGGAGAGGGGUGAAUGGAAAAAUAUCCCUGGCGGCCCUGCAAAUAAAGGAUGUUGUUAUUGAUGCUGUCCGAAAGAAUGUCUUUUCAUCGACGGCAACAAACAGUGAAAUUGAAAACGUGAUGAAAAGGUGGCUGCACCUGGCCUCAGACCGGGAUGGAGGAAGGAAGAGGCGCCAAAAGGACUAGUCUACAUGCUAAAUUGAUUUCAGCUGUUAGGUUAUGUUAUUGGGAUUAGCCAAGUAGGUUGGGUUACAAGAUUUAAAAUGGGGUCAGAUUUUACUGUGUGAGAUUUGUA
Messenger RNA from Sinocyclocheilus anshuiensis, 1048 nucleotides. RefSeq lists its product as uncharacterized. The transcript is spliced from 7 exons. The coding region runs from base 118 to 939 and encodes 273 amino acids. The record is from RefSeq and is a predicted model, not a curated record. NCBI's taxonomy places the organism in Eukaryota, Metazoa, Chordata, Actinopteri, Cypriniformes, Cyprinidae.